Molecule: messenger RNA, 3218 nt
Organism: Vitis riparia (riverbank grape)
Lineage: Eukaryota; Viridiplantae; Streptophyta; Magnoliopsida; Vitales; Vitaceae
Product: disease resistance protein RGA5-like
Exons: 16
Coding region: 115-2922 (935 amino acids)
Biological process (GO): defense response to other organism
Molecular function (GO): protein binding
Source: RefSeq, a predicted model, not a curated record
UCUGGCUUUCUCCUUAAUCGUUUCUGUUCUUCUUCGUCCAAUCUAUUUUGGUCUUCUACUCUCAAUCUAUUUUCGUCAGCCUUGCUUCCUUUGGUUUGUCUUUCAGUUUCCACAAUGCCUACACGAAGAACACUUGAAAAAACCGUGUCGCAUGUGCUUGAACUUGUUGAUAAAGUCAGCAAGAAACCUGUGGACCCUAUCUAUGACGAAAUAAAAAAGUGGUUCGAAGAAAACAGAGACUUGUUUCCUAAACUGAAGCACUUUGAGGACGAGCUGAAGAGCAAGAUUGCCGAACUUGAACAAGCUAUCGACAAUGCUGCAUAUGAUGAUGGCAAGCGAGAUGCUGAAAUUGUUCAAGGCAUCGAUAAAUGCUUGCGGAGCAUAAAAGAUUUGAUUUCCGAAAUCAACCUUGAUAAGUACGAAGUGUCGCAACCGCGGAAAGAAGAAGCUCAAUCUGAUGGGAGGAAAAUGUCUGAUGAAUGGUUAGCUUUAGGCAUCGAGGAGAGUAUUCUUGAAUCCCCAGCAAUGGCUACUCUCGAGCUUAGCUACACUAUUCUUGAUCUUCCGCUGAAGAUGUGUUUGCUAUGCUUUGCAAUUUUUCCAGAAAAAGCCAUCAUCAUGAAGAGGCAACUGAUUUACUGGUGGAUCGGGGAGGGCUUUGUCAGGAAGACCAGGGAGAAAACCGCAGAGGAAGUGGGAGAAGAAUACUUCCAAAAGCUGAUAGACAUGGGCUUGAUAUAUCCAAAAUACAAGAAAGCUAAGCAGGAUAAAAAAGAAAGUCCAGAAAGUCCAGUCGUGGACAGCUGCACAAUGCACCCUUGGAUUCGGCGUAUGGUGAUCACAGUCGCUAAAAAGGCCGAGUUCUUUGAUCUGGAUAGGAGAGGGGCACCAACUGAUGUUUCUUCUCAAUCACGCCGCAUAUGCUUUGCAAAGGAUUUGAAGAUCAAUCAAACGGUAACUCCUCCAAAUACAGAUGAAUCGGAAGAUCAGCUGCCCUCUUUACCUUGGUUCAAUAGAGAUCAGAAAUAUCAGCUGCCCUUUGUAACUUUGUUCAAUAUAGAUCAGAAAUAUGUUGAUAUUAAAGAGGAGUGGUUUUCCAAGUUGAAUAGGGUUUCAGUUCUUCAACUGGGGAGGUGGCAGCAUGCUGCAGAUCACCAUGUCGAAGUGGAAAACCAAGAUUUCUUGAAACACUUGGGGGCUUUGACGCACCUCAAGUAUCUCAGCCUCCGAGGAAUGUCAAGAAUAACUGAGUUACCUUCUUCAGUUGUUGAUCUUGUUCUCCUCCAAAUCCUUGAUCUCAGGGCAUGUCACAAUUUGGAGAGGUUGCCUCCGGAUAUCUCAUCAUUGAGGAAGCUCACACACUUGGAUCUCUCAGAGUGUUACUUGCUCGAAAGCAUGCCCAAGGGUCUUGACAAGUUAUUUUCUCUGCAAGUGCUGAAAGGAUUUGUGAUAGAAACCUCAAGAAGAAGAUCUGGCAAGCUGAUGGAUCUUUCUCAGUUGAAGAAACUAAGGAAGCUAAGCAUAUAUAUAGGAAGCCAAGAUCUUGCUCAACAAGAAGAGCUUCAUAGCUUGAAAGAUAUUCAAAAUCUUCGGGUCCUAACAAUAACAUGGAAAGAAGUGGCAGAAGUAAAGCCAAAAGGUUCUGCACAGUCCGAGGAAGAACAUGAACGAGACGCACGGAAGUCCUUCUUAUUCCCUUCAAAAUUAGAGAAACUCGACCUUCGGUGCAUCCCUUUUAAAAAUCAACCAGAAUGGUUGAAGCCUAGCCUCUUAUUCAAUUUAAAAAGUUUAUAUAUCAGAGGAGGGAAACUCGAUGGUUUGGCUACAGAAACAAAUCAGAAGUGGAAGGUCAAGAUUCUACGUCUGAAAUAUCUGGACGACUUCCAGACGGACGAUAAAAUAUUGUUGAAAGAUUUUCCUGAUCUGAAAUAUUUUGAGAAAAUAAAGACCUUGAAAGGGGACGAAGUUUGGGGAAAAGAAUCUUAUGAAGAAGAUGAAAAGAGUGGAGAAAACAAAGCUACUGAGACAAAGCAAGAUACUCCAAUUCAGGGUGAGGAGAAGAUGAUCGGGGAGAUGAAAGCGAGCCAUAUCCAAGAAUCUAGCCAAAUUCCUAAACAAGAUGAUGACAAAGUGUUGAGCAAUGCUGUAACUCCAGAAAGCGAAACCAAGCAAGGUUGUAUCAGAUGGAUCAGAUCAUGUAGCACAUGCUUCGAACAAAACAGUGGAAAGGAGGAGGAAGAAGAAAUGACAACAGAAAAAUCUAGGGAACCUGUGAAAGGAGAUAAUAAUCAAGUGCCAAACAAAAUUGAGGGUGAAAAAGCAAGCUCCAGCAAGGUAUUAACAAAUGAACCAAAGCCUACAUCUACUAGUGUGGGUAAGGAAGAGACCAAAGCAGAUACCAAAGUUCAAGAAACCAAGACACUUGUGAAACAAGGAGAUAAUGAUCAAGUUCCCAACAAAGUUGAGGGUGAAAAAGCAAACUCCAGCAAGGGUAAGGAAGAGACCAAAGCAGAUACCAAAGUUCAAGAAACCAAGGCACUUGUCAAACAAGGAGAUAAUGAUCAAGUUCCCAACAAAGUUAAGGGUGAAAAAGCAAACUCCAGCAAGGGUAAGGAAGAGACCAAAGCAGAUACAAAAGUUCAAGAAUCCAAGGGACCUAUGAAACAAGGAGAUAACGAUCAAGUGCCAAACAAAGUUGAGGGUGAAAACCGAAGCACCAGCAAGGAAUUGACGAAUGAACCAAAUCUUACAUCUACUAUUGUGCGCAAGGAAGAGACCAAAGCAGAUACCAAAGUUGAAGAAUCCAAGGGACUUGUGAAACAAGGAGAUAAUGAUCAAGUGGUGAACAAAGUUGUGGAGGGAAGCACAAAUAAGCUCAUAUCAGAUGAAUCUCGUCUUGUUUCUCCUAUUGUGAAUGAAUAGAGGAACGAGGGAGAUUGUAAAGCUGAACUGACAUAGGAGAGAUUUGUGAAAUAAGGAGAUUCAUAUCCACAAGACGUAAUAAAGAACACUUGAAGUUUGGGAAUUUUAAAGUCUACUUACUUUCUAUUUGAUGCAAUAAGUUGGAGAUGGAAUACUUGUCAGGAAUUUUUUUUAACAUAUAUUAUAUUCUAACAUGGUAUCAAAUUUGAUAUAUUAAUUAAUUGAUUGUACCGGUAUGGGAUUCUUUUAUAAACAAUGUCGUGUUAUGGAUGUAUUUAGAAUUUAUUUGGAUCAUA